AUGGGGAACCACACCAGCAUCACCGAGAUUGUCCUGCUGGGGCUCUCAGACGCCUGUGAGCUGCAGCUGCUCAUCUUCCUGGGGCUCCUCCUCACCUACCUCCUCACCCUGCUCGGGAACCUCCUCAUCGUGGUUGUCACUCUCACGCACAGGCACCUCCACACCCCCAUGUACUACUUCCUCCGCAACUUUGCUGUCCUGGAGAUCUGGUUCACCUCUGUCAUCUUCCCCAAGAUGCUGACCAACAUCCUCACAGGACACAAGACCAUCUCCCUAGCAGGAUGCUUUCUCCAGAUGUUCCUCUAUUUCUUCCUGGGCACCACAGAGUUCUUCCUACUGGCAGUGAUGUCCUUUGACAGGUAUGUGGCCAUAUGUAACCCCUUGCGGUACGCCACCAUCAUGAGCAAAAGGGUGUGUGUCCAGCUGGUGCUCUGCUCAUGGAUCACAGGACUCAUUCUCAUUCUUCUUCCAAGUGUCAUCAUACUUAAACAACCAUUCUGUGGUCCUAAUGUCAUUAAUCAUUUCUUCUGUGACAGUUUUCCACUCCUGGAACUCAUAUGUGCAGACACAACUCUGAUAGAGCUUCUGAGUUUUGUGACAGCGAUCAUCAGCUUACUGGGCACUCUGUGUGUGACAGCCACCUGCUAUGGCCACAUCCUCCACACUGUCCUGCGCAUCCCCUCAGCCAAGGAGAGGCAGAGAGCCUUCUCAACCUGUUCCUCCCAUAUCAUUGUGGUGUCUCUCUUCUAUGGCAGCUGCAUCUUCAUGUACAUCCGGUCAGGCAAAGGUGGCCAGGGGGAGGGCUGGAAUAAGGUGGUGGCAUUGCUCAACACUGUGGUCACUCCAAUGCUCAAUCCCUUCAUCUACACUCUGAGGAACAAACAGGUAAAGCAGGUGUUUCGGGAGCAGUCUGAAAAGGGAACAGUAAACACAUUUGUGCCCUCUUUGCCCCAGCAUCUAUUCAGCCUUACUAUUUCGACACCAGCACCUUCUGAUACUACUUCUCCAGCACAGCUGAGGACUUCUCUGGCCAUAGCAUUCUUUUGCUUCCUACAGACAGGAAAACAAGCUCCCCCUUCGUCUGUUUUUACCAUUGCCUACUUCAUCUCUUAG
Molecule: messenger RNA, 1113 nt
Organism: Lepus europaeus (European hare)
Lineage: Eukaryota; Metazoa; Chordata; Mammalia; Lagomorpha; Leporidae
Product: olfactory receptor 6E1-like
Exons: 3
Coding region: 1-1113 (370 amino acids)
Biological process (GO): G protein-coupled receptor signaling pathway
Cellular component (GO): membrane
Molecular function (GO): G protein-coupled receptor activity; olfactory receptor activity
Source: RefSeq, a predicted model, not a curated record